UUUUGUACCGCAGAUUCGUCCUACAGGAUCCGUUAAGAGCAGUUUACAUCAUUUGAUUGAGUUUAAAAUCAUUAUUUCAUACCCAACCGUUCAUCCCCAGAACCCGGUUUCCGUCAGUUAGAACGGUUCUCCCCUCUCCAGCAGCAUCAGCUCGGUGGUUUUGAGGUGAAAUUAGAGGAAUAAUGUCGUCGGGAAGCCCUGAAUACUCGUCGUUCUUCGCAGUGAUGGGCGCCUCAGCGGCGAUGGUCUUCAGCGCGUUGGGCGCGGCGUAUGGCACGGCGAAGAGUGGCACGGGGAUCGCUGCCAUGUCUGUGAUGCGUCCGGAGCUGAUCAUGAAGUCCAUCAUUCCUGUGGUCAUGGCGGGAAUCAUCGCUAUAUACGGACUGGUGGUGGCCGUCCUCAUCGCCAACAGCAUCUCAGACAAGAUCACUCUGUACAAGAGUUUCUUGCAUCUGGGUGCGGGUCUGAGUGUGGGUCUGAGUGGGCUUGCGGCUGGGUUUGCCAUCGGCAUCGUGGGAGAUGCGGGCGUCCGUGGCACCGCCCAGCAGCCGCGCCUCUUCGUGGGCAUGAUCCUCAUCCUGAUCUUCGCUGAAGUUCUGGGUCUCUACGGCCUCAUCGUAGCCCUGAUUCUCUCAACCAAAUAAACUGGCAGUCAGCAUGCAGCGCUGCCGGACCACAAGACGGGGCACGUGAAACAAAAAAAAAAGUGGGAAGGGGGGAAAAAAUAAAUUAAGGUACCUUAAACUAAAAUGAAAUUAGAUGAAUUGAGAGGUGGGAAAAUAAUCCUACACAAUAUAACAGGCUCUGCGUUUGGUUUUAUCUCUGAAAGUGUACAGUCGUCCCAGUUUGAUGGUUUUUAUUUCUUGUAAAUUCGGUAUAAAGUGAUUUCGUCCUGUGUCUGUGAAGAAAAAAAGAAUAAUAAUAAUAUAAUACUAAUAAUAAUGCUGUAAUAGAUCUCAUUCUCUGUUUGUUUCCACUCCUGCCUAUCCAUCUGUUAGCCAAUCGCGCGCUCUCUUUCACUCCCUUCAUGUUAGAGAGGGAAACACACGUCUCUUCCCGUCACGUGAUUUGGGAGUUUUAUACAUUUCCAUUGGUGUCCAAGAAGUGUUUAAGAAGUGGAAAAACGCACUGACGAGUCUGUCUGUGGAAUGGAGUAGAUUUUGUUAAAACGUCCUUUUUUUUGUUUUCCACUGGUUUUAUUUAUUAAGAAUAUUGUUCAUGAAAAUGUACUUGAAGCUCCUCAGAUCCUUUUGAAUUGAUAUUUAUAUAAACAUAAAUAUAUAUAUAUAAAUACAGAUCUAUAUAUAAGAACAGAGCUGCACGGGCCGGGGUGCAGUCUGGGAGUAUUUCAGCUCGAUGUGUGUAUUUCUGGUUGUUUCUGUGUAUAUCUGAUGUUUGGUUGUAUUAAAGGUGUGCUUGUGCCCCUCGAUGGGUCUCGCAAGUGUAAUUUCCACA
This is a messenger RNA of Carassius carassius (crucian carp), 1455 nucleotides long. Its product is annotated as V-type proton ATPase 16 kDa proteolipid subunit c. Gene Ontology annotation, molecular function: proton-transporting ATPase activity, rotational mechanism. The transcript is spliced from 3 exons. Gene Ontology annotation, cellular component: proton-transporting V-type ATPase, V0 domain. Lineage: Eukaryota; Metazoa; Chordata; Actinopteri; Cypriniformes; Cyprinidae. The coding region runs from base 183 to 644 and encodes 153 amino acids. Gene Ontology annotation, biological process: proton transmembrane transport. The record is from RefSeq and is a predicted model, not a curated record.